This is a messenger RNA of Spodoptera litura, 3907 nucleotides long. RefSeq names its product A disintegrin and metalloproteinase with thrombospondin motifs like (gene Adamts-like). The record is from RefSeq and is a predicted model, not a curated record. Lineage: Eukaryota; Metazoa; Arthropoda; Insecta; Lepidoptera; Noctuidae. Gene Ontology annotation, biological process: membrane protein ectodomain proteolysis. Gene Ontology annotation, molecular function: metalloendopeptidase activity.
GCCGUCGCAAGCGCCGCACGCGCCGCGCGGCAUUAGUUUUCCCACACACGGAAAAAUUGUGUCGCGAGUGCGUUUGAACCUUAAAAAAGACCCUGUGCCUAUUCACCCAAUGAAGGAUUAUGUGCAUGGCUGACAAGUGCUUCAACUGUGAUUUCCUCUACGUCAGUGCCCCCGGCCCUCCCUCUCUACGUUAACCCUUACACGAAUCACUAUGGAGUCGACGCCGUACGUGUCGGCCCAUUGGCUGUCAGCAUUUGUUCUUCUUUGCUCAUUCUUCUCUACACACACACUUAACACAAAGAUUCAUGAACACAUGACCCCAGACGAGCUACGGAGCAUCUUCCACGUGGAACAUCACACGAUGGUACCAGAGUACCACCUCGUCCAGCUCACACAUCACCUCUCCAGGCGGCACGUCUCAUCAGGACACCAAGCCAACACCAUAGCCCAGGGCAAGAGCAAAAUACCCCACGAGAAGACUAACACAUGGAAAACGGAGACCAGCCCACCUUCUUUGCUGAACGACGAGAUGUUUGUUAAAGCAAAAAAGAAUAUUAAAGAUGUAGAUAUAAUUGGAGACUUGAAUAAUACAGUGAGUGUCGAUUUUAAGGUGUCAAAUUCAAGUGAAAUUAGUGACAGUGAUGUGUUAAGUGAUCUUGAGAGGAUGGUCGAAGGUCAGGAGUUGGAUGUGCAUAAGAUUGACCUUGAGGCCUUCGGACGACAACUCAAGCUGGUGCUGAAGAAACAAGAGGGAUUGUUGAAGAAGGAAGGUUUGAGGAUGUGGAGGGCUCACCAGAAUGAGUCGCAGCCACAUGGUGUGGAUUACGAAGAGUUGGAAUCGGAAGGUGAAGAAGACGUUGGUGACUUGUACCAGGAUGAGGAGAAUGGAGCUGCCCUCCUUAUCAGAAGACACCCCAAACACGGCAAAUUAGUUGUGGAAGGCUCAAUCGGUCACGAUUUGGUGAUUCGUCCCAUCCCCGACUCGAUGACGGCGGCCGCGCAGGACGAUGAGAUGUUCAUGGAUCCUUCCAGCAUGGCUGAUAUGGUAUCUAUUGAUACUGGACUGCCUUUAGUAAAAAGAAAAAGAGAAGAUCAACAAAGGUUAACACAGGCGCUUAAUGGCGCCCAACAUGUGAUCAUCAAGAGAGACCCCGCCGACGCAGAACACGAUCACUUAGGAGAUUACGCAUUCAUGGAACCAGAUCAUUUGGGAAAGCGAUUCAGAAGGAAACGCUCGACUGAGUCUCAUUCCAGACGGAAAAGAGAAGCACCCUACGUAAUUUAUCCUGAAAUUCUGGUCAUCGUUGAUUAUGACGGCUAUAGGUUACAUGGUGGCGACAACGUCCAGAUAAAACGUUACUUCGUAUCGUUCUGGAACGGCGUGGACCUCCGAUACAAACUGCUGAAAGGACCCAGAAUACGGAUAUCCAUCGCCGGUAUCAUUAUUUCUAGGGGUCGGGAUGCUACACCAUACCUUGAAAGAAAUCGUGUUGGGCGCGAUGCGAUUGACUCAGCAGCGGCGCUCACUGACAUGGGCAAGUAUUUGUUCAGAGAGCGACGCUUGCCCGUGUACGAUAUUGCCGUUGCAAUCACCAAACUAGACAUGUGCAGAAGACAAUAUCCCAACGAUGCGUGCAAUAGAGGGACAGCAGGUUUCGCGUACGUCGGCGGCGCUUGCGUGGUGAACAAGAGACUUGAGAAGGUCAACUCUGUUGCAAUCAUUGAGGAUACCGGUGGCUUCUCCGGCAUCAUUGUCGCUGCUCACGAAGUUGGACAUUUACUAGGAGCAGUCCACGACGGUAGUCCCCCACCCUCAUAUUUAGGAGGCCCCGGAGCUGAGAAGUGUAGGUGGGAGGACGGAUACAUCAUGUCAGACCUGAGGCACACCGAGAAAGGAUUCCGGUGGUCACCCUGCAGUGUACAGAGCUUCCAUCACUUUUUGAAUGGCGACACAGCGACCUGCCUGUACAACUCCCCCCACGAGGACGACUCACUCCCGCGCGUGCUGCCCGGACGACUGCUGACCUUGGACGCUCAGUGCCGGAAGGAUCGAGGCACGAGCGCAUGUUUCAAGGACGAGCGAGUGUGUGCGCAACUGUUUUGUUUCGACGCGGCCAGCGGGUACUGCGUCGCUUACAGACCUGCCGCCGAAGGAUCGCCUUGUGGUGAUGGACAGUAUUGUAUAAACGGUCGGUGUAUAACCGAACACGAGAACAUAAUCCCCGACUACUCGCAACACACGCCGAGCUACGUGCGGCCGGAGACGAGCCCCUUCUAUGGAAAUAUCACCAGUAACGAUGGAACGACACAGCCGUACGUAGCUAGUACCUCGGCGCCAACCCCACAAACCACAAAAUAUAAGAGCACAGAAUACACUACAACUACAACUAGUACUACAACGACAACCACAACCACAGAGAAACCAUACUUCCAGUUCACGACAAGGAAACCAUUCCAGUUCUUUACCACUAGAACAACGAGUUCAACACCAACAAGUAUCACAUACCCACCUCCAGUAAACAAAUACUCGAUCACAUCAACGAAAAGUCCCUACGACUUCAAGGACUUCACGACUCGAUCUACUACAACCACUUCGACCACAGAGAAAAGAGGUUUCUACAAAAAGGAGGACUUUGACGGCUUUUUCAGACGAUCCACGACGAAAAGUCCGUAUCAAGAUAAAAGUAUAAAGUCCGUUUUCAAAUUCGGUACUUAUUAUUCGCAAGCCAAGUCCAGUGAUAACUCUAUAAGGCCUGAUGCUAAUUCGCAGCAAGUUCAAAUCGAACCGGCGAGGUUAACGUUCUCGUUUCGAAGGAAUAUGACUACGGGAGAACUAGUUCGACUCUAAGUUGCCAAUAUUUGCAGCCGCCACUAACGCUAGGAGCGGGCCGAGCCUUGAAGACUGUCUCGCUGGAACGACGCGACUCCCCCAACGACCCAGUAGCGGCGCCUACAAGGGCACAGGGCAGUCCUCGUCCAGUCCCAAACACAUUACAGAUUGUGAACCGCACACACCCACGUCACGAACAACGACAUCACCUCUACAAUUCGUAUAAUUAUAAUAUCAGUGUAAUACUCGAACUUAAUAGGUAAUUUUGGUAGUAAGUAGCUGUAAUAAGAGCAAGCAGACCAAGAUAUUUGCUUGUUUUUAUUCCGAAAACUCUUUGACACGCGGGAGUGUGCGUUUUGUGUGUGAAAUAAAUUGUGUCCGAAGACAAUGCUUUAUGAAAGUGUCGGACACAGUUCCGUGAGUGAUAUUACAAUGUGAUUGUGUUAUUAAUGAACUUAUAAGUACACUAGAAUAUUAGGAACGUUAGGAGCUGCGUCCAAGUGUGCUGCGCUCGGUACGUCGGUACCCGCUACUUGGACAACGAGAAAUACUCUUAGCUUUGAGUUUUAAAGGUUGUAAAAUAUCAUCAAUGUUACAUAAAUAAAAGAAACUGCCACGAAGUGCCUUUCAUACAGUAAUUAUUAAGAAAUGUUAAAAUAAGAUUUAUUUUUUUAUUUUUUGUUUUAAAACUGACUUCAAGAGCGACUGGUUCGCGGUCUUUUGAAAUUAGGUUUACUCUUUAUUUUAAGUAAAUUUUACAUUAUACAAAAACUUCAAUUGGUUUUUUUGUUCUUAUGAAAAAUUCAAUUUGUUAUAAUUUAAGCUGUUUUUAAUGUCUAAAAUUAUUUAUGAAGAGAUAUUAAAUCUUUAAUAAAGUUACCAAUAGUGUAAAAGUCUACAUUGUAAUUCGGUUGUAUGGAACAUGCCUUUAGGAGAACAAUUGUAUUGUAACUUGGACAUCACUUGCCGUUGAUAUACCUAUUUAUUGUAUUCAAACUAUUUAUGUAUAAAAGCCUUAUAAUCCUCCAAAACUGUCUAAAUUUUAAGGAAAAAAUAUAGACAAUAACGAAUACGAAA